AUGGAGCUGCUCAAGAUUCAAGUUUAUCAAGCAUACCAGCACAAAUGGGAGGAGUUCCUGAAAAACCCAGGGUCGUCCAAUACCGUUGAAGACUUUAAGAAAUCUCUUUCCACUAAGUCAUUGCCCAACAAGAUGGUGUCCAAUGUGCAUGUAGUGAUGGAAAAGGAGCUGGGAGACAUACAACCAGGUUGGACUCAUAACGUAAUUGCCCGAUUACGACAGGCGAAGCAACUCUCCACUACGAAAUACAUUAAAUCGUUCUGCGAAGAGUUGAAGAAGAAGCUAGAGACGGCACAAGCUGCAGAGCCAAAGACUGGUGGAUCAAGUGCUGGUAAAUCAAGUGCUGGUAAAUCAAGUGCUGGUAAAUCAAGUGCUGGUAAAUCAAAUGGUGGUGGAUCAAGUGGUGGUAAAUCUAAGAACGAUGAACCUGAAGUUGAUGAUGACAAACCCACUGGGUCAGAGGCAGGUGGUGCUGGAGCUGAUGGUGCUGGAGCUGGUGAGGCAACUGGUGGAGCGAUGGUUGAUCCAACCAUAGAGCUUCGAAGUGUAUCUCAUUCUCUGAAGGCCAUAAUUCAUCCUCGUUUUGAUCACGGAGUCUUUCUUGGAGUGAUUACAAAGUUCCAAGCUAAUUGCCACUCAUGCAUUCGCGGCUUGUCGAAGGCUGUUGACAUACUGGUCGAUUUGGUCUUGGCUGGUCAACAUGCGACACAGAAAAAGAUGUCUUUCUUUGACAUCAAAGCUGUUGAUUUAUUUGAUUGUGGUUUGAGCAAGAGCGUCAAUCCCAUUGCAAUUAUUGACGACAUCAGUGCCAGUGUUUAG
Mucor velutinosus is the source of this 819-nucleotide messenger RNA. RefSeq lists its product as uncharacterized. The transcript has a single exon. The record is from RefSeq and is a predicted model, not a curated record. Bases 1 to 819 code for a protein of 272 amino acids. Lineage: Eukaryota; Fungi; Mucoromycota; Mucoromycetes; Mucorales; Mucoraceae.